CUCCCAAAAUUCUAGGGCUUCUGCCCAUUUCAACGUCCUUCUCAAAUCAAAUCCGAAAUUGAAACCACCAAUGUCAGAUAAUUUGCCUGAAGAGCUAUUGAUCGAAAUUCUCACAAGGGUUCCUGUCAAAUCCCUCAUAUGUUUCACCUUAGUAUCCAAAGCAUGGUAUGGUCUCAUCACAAGCCCCAAUUUCAUCACCACUCAUCUCACCAAAAUCCACACAGAAAAAAUCCCAAAUAAUCCCUCCCUUCUGCUCAUCAGACGCUAUACGAAGGACGACAAGAAGGAGCACUACACAAUCAACCGAGAUGAUGAAGAAGAUGGCCAUGAAAAUGGAGGAGGAAAUGGCCAAUUUGCCAAGAAAUCAGUUGAGCUUGACUUCCCUUUCAAAUCCUUAAUUGGGUAUUUCAGAAUUGUGGGAACUUGCAAUGGGUUGAUUUGUUUGUCUGAUGAUUUGUUCGGUACCACAAAACCCAUUAUUUUGUGGAACCCUUCGGUUCGAAAAUCAGUAACCUCUCCAGCUCCAACUAUUAAUCCUCCAUUGCCGUAUAUGUUUGUUUUGGGAUUUGGGGCUGAUUCGAGCCAGGAUUAUAAAGUGGUCAGGAUUGUUUAUCACAGAGAUGGGCAAUUUGAUUUUCUGCUCCCGCCUGAGGUUGAAGUUUAUAGCCUUAGUAUGGGAUUUUGGAGGAGAUUAAUAAAUGUUGGGAUUAAGGUUUGCAUUGCUGAUUUCUUAUGGUCACAAGCUUUUGUGAAUGGUGCUGUGCACUGGAUUGCUUAUCAUCCACGUAGAAGUGAUAAUGAUAGUGGUUCAUUUGGUAGUUUGAUUUUGGGAUUUGAUAUGGAUAAUGAAGUGUUCAAUGAGAUCAUGCUGCCAGACGACUUGGCUCAUGAGCUUGCUACGAAUCUGUUUAUAUCUGUGUAUAAGGGUUCUCUUGCUGUGAUUAAGUAUCCAAGGUGGGAGGAUAAUGGAUCCUGUUCCGUUUGGGCUAUGGAGGAAUAUGGAGUUUGGGAGUCAUGGACUCAGUUGUAUGCCAUUGAUUUAGUGCAAGGGAUGGAAAAAGUUGUUGGAUUUAGGAAGAAUGGUGAUGUUUUUGUGGCCAAGGAGAGCAAGGGGCUGGUUUUGUACAAUCCUAAGACUGGUUUCACUGAGGAUCUUGGAAUAUGGGGGAGCACUAGGUCGUUUUACAUUUACAAUUUUGAAGAGACACUCGUUUUGUUUGAAAGACAAAAUGCAGUUGUUGAGGAGGAAGAGGAAUUUGGUGAUGGUCGUGCUUUUCAAGAAAAUGGUGGAAUUGACCUUGAUGAAGAGCCUAGCAGAAAUGAAGAUUACUUUGAUGCACAGGAAACGAUUACGGACGGAUUGGCAAACUUUUAUAUCUCUGGGCAAGGGAGGUACUAAGAAGAUUGACAAGCGCAAAUGUCAUUUCUGUGCUAAUGUUGUCACUGUGGAUAAACAACAAUGAGUCUUGGCAUAAUUCUGACUUGAAUGUAGCUGGUGGGCUAGAUUUGUUUCUCGAGGAUCGCAGAAAUGUAGUGAAGCAUAGACUUUUCUGUUUGGUUAUAUUUAUUGUACCAUAAUUUUUCACUUGUUGCAUCUCUCCUCUUUUUGUUUCAAACAGCAAGAUUAUCUAGUUUGAAUGGAUGGAUAGUCCAGUCUUAUGUGGGCGUUUUUGCCAGAAA
Molecule: messenger RNA, 1680 nt
Organism: Coffea eugenioides
Lineage: Eukaryota; Viridiplantae; Streptophyta; Magnoliopsida; Gentianales; Rubiaceae
Product: F-box/kelch-repeat protein At3g23880-like
Exons: 2
Coding region: 71-1399 (442 amino acids)
Molecular function (GO): protein binding
Source: RefSeq, a predicted model, not a curated record